Messenger RNA from Capsicum annuum, 1478 nucleotides. RefSeq names its product grpE protein homolog 2, mitochondrial. Gene Ontology annotation, cellular component: PAM complex, Tim23 associated import motor. Bases 212 to 1108 code for a protein of 298 amino acids. The record is from RefSeq and is a predicted model, not a curated record. NCBI's taxonomy places the organism in Eukaryota, Viridiplantae, Streptophyta, Magnoliopsida, Solanales, Solanaceae. The transcript has 6 exons. Gene Ontology annotation, molecular function: adenyl-nucleotide exchange factor activity; protein homodimerization activity; protein-folding chaperone binding. Gene Ontology annotation, biological process: protein folding; protein import into mitochondrial matrix.
CUUUAGUCGACGGAACUAUAAUUUUUCUAGAAGGAAAUAGUUGUAGUAAUAUUUUCUUGUGUGUUCGAAAUAAAAUUUUCUUUUUUCCUUUUCUACCCUCUCAGCACCUAAAGCUAAAACCCUUUUCUGUUUCAUUGUUCCACCGCCAUUCCAAAUUCACAAUUUUCACUUGCAAUUUCUCCAAAAGUAGCAAAAGCUCUUAAAUUCAGGUAUGUCAUUGAGUAGAAUCUCAUCUCGAUUUUCAAGGAAUUUGCUGACACAGUGUCGCAAUUCGCUGCUCAUAUAUUAUAGACAGAAUCAACAACAGCAGCAGCACCAUGUUCCGCUACUUUCAUCUCAGUUCCACUCAAUUCCCUACAAAACACAAAAGGUUUCGCUAGUACCCGUAUCCGCCUUGCAACGGUUUGGAAUCUCAUCCUCUGCAUCCACCCAACCUGACGAAAAAGAAACAUCUCAGUCCCAAGGUGGAGGAGGAAGUGGAGAAGAGAAAGCUUCAGCUUCUGCUGAUUCUCACAUCAAGGAUGAGAAGGAUGAAUCAGAUUUGGAUUUGGAGGACCUUUCUAGGGAUGAACUGGUGAAAUAUGUGAUUGAGAAGGAAGAACUCCUAAAGAUGAAACAUGAGGAGCUUCAGAAAAUGCAGGAUAAGGUUCUUAGGACUUACGCAGAGAUGGAGAAUGUCAUGGAUAGAACUAGACGAGAAGCAGAAAAUACCAAGAAGUUUGCCAUUCAGAAUUUUGUGAAAGCCCUUCUAGAUGUUUCUGAUAAUCUGGGCAGGGCUUCUUCCGUUGUAAAAGAAAGCUUUUCCAAAAUUGAUGUAUCUAAAGACACAACUGAUGCUGUACCACUUCUGAAGACACUUCUGGAAGGUGUUGAAAUGACUGAUAAACAGCUGUCUGAGGUAUUCAAAAAGUUUGGUGUUGAAAAAAUUGAUCCUACAAAUGAAGAAUUUGAUCCAAAUAAGCAUAACGCAGUUUUUCAAGUACCCGAUCCUGAAAAGGCUCCCGGAGUGAUUGCUGUUUGUCUCAAGCCAGGGUACACUUUGCAUGACAGAAUUAUUCGACCUGCUGAAGUUGGUGUGACAGUUGCCGUGGAAAAUAAAGAGAAUUGAUCAAAGUAUCAGCACCUAAAUUGGCGGUUCACUACUAAUGAUCUAAGAGCUUGCAGUUUUAAAAACACGAACAUUUUGAUCUCUUAAGCGAUCUGCACUCUACGUUCUACUUCACGGAAGGUGUUCAUCGUGCAGACGUUAAGCUAUAGCAUCGCUUAAAUGUUCUUUUGUUUGCUCUUUAUUUAGAGUUGUGUUAAAACUGGAGCAGUCAGAAGUCAGUCUUAUUGCGGUCGACCCCCCCCCUCCUCCCUUACCGAUACACAAGUUUUAUACGUUUUGAACUUUUAAGUUGGGGAUGUGACUUAUUCCGAGUGAAGGAAGUAUUAUUUUUUUCCGGCUACAGCGAAAAUAAAGAAAAACUUUCAGCUUC